This is a messenger RNA of Dunckerocampus dactyliophorus (ringed pipefish), 6002 nucleotides long. RefSeq names its product lipin 2 (gene lpin2). The record is from RefSeq and is a predicted model, not a curated record. Gene Ontology annotation, molecular function: transcription coactivator activity; phosphatidate phosphatase activity. The transcript is spliced from 20 exons. NCBI's taxonomy places the organism in Eukaryota, Metazoa, Chordata, Actinopteri, Syngnathiformes, Syngnathidae. The coding region runs from base 632 to 3325 and encodes 897 amino acids. Gene Ontology annotation, biological process: triglyceride biosynthetic process; cellular response to insulin stimulus; fatty acid catabolic process. Gene Ontology annotation, cellular component: cytosol; endoplasmic reticulum membrane; nucleus.
UUUCCACCCGAUUUUUGCUAUGUGGAGCCAAGCUAUGACAGGAAGUAAGUCAUGUAGCGUCACAUAGUUUUGCGAUGUAACGCAAAAGUUAUUGAGUUCUCUCGCAAAAGUUUUGCUAGCUCUUGGGAAAAUCCGUCUUUUUUUUAACCCAUCAUUUUUUUCUCCAUAUCCUUCCGUAAUUUAGUCACGUGGAUUUACAACUUUUUCCUCGUUAGAUUACAACUUGUUUCUCAAUUUUUGCUGUUGUCGUUUUUGUUUUUAGUGUUAAAUUAUAUUUGUAGAAUGUGCCGCGGCACUCUGGACACCCCUGCAAUAGCACACACAGAGUGAAGUGUGUGCGCGCAUAUCGAGAGCAACAAACCUUUUCUCAUUUUGGCAGUAAAAACAAGCCCAUUUUUAACAAGAUGAGUAGUUUAGGUUAAAGUCUAAGAGGAAAUUGUGUUCAGUGCGUGUGCGUGUGCGCGUUCUUGCUCACCGCCCCAUCAAGUAUUCUCGCUCAGCCUCCGUGGUCUCGGCACCACCGACACGUCAGAAGGUUCGGGAGGACUUUCACGGCUGAGGACAUGGGGGACAUUGGUAUUCGCUGGUAACAAACUGGGACAUCCUGCAGAAGACAGCAAGGGUGGACACCAUGAACUACGUGGGUCAGUUGGCCGGCCAGGUGCUGGUCACCGUCAAGGAGCUGUACAAGGGCAUCAACCAGGCCACAUUGUCCGGCUGCAUCGACGUCGUGGUCGUCCGCCAGAGGGACGGCACCUACCAGUGUUCGCCCUUCCAUGUGCGCUUCGGCAAGCUGGGCGUGCUGCGCUCCAAAGAGAAAGUGAUUGACAUUGAAGUGAAUGGAGAGCCUGUAGAAUUGCAGAUGAAACUCGGGGACAAUGGCGAGGCAUUCUUUGUUCAGGAAGCUGAGCAACUGAAUCUCGUCCCAGCCCACCUGGCCACUUCCCCGAUCCCAACAGAUAGCAACCUGUUCUGGAUAUCAGAGGCGGAGCACAGGCCGGUUGACCCAGAAGAUCGGCCGGAGACGCCCGCUCCCACCAGUAUGGCCACAAAAAAGAAGAAGAGACGAAGGAAGAAGCACAAAGGAGACCCCCGCAGAGAAGAACUGACCCCCCCCAUGGCGGUCACUGCUGCUAAUGCUAAUGCUGCUAACACACCUGUUGCUGCUGUGACCACGUCUGCGUCUACAUUGGGCCAAAAUGAGGAGAUCUUUGAGAUGGACUUGAGCUCUGAUGAGGAGGCUGUGGUGCAACAUGUCUCCAGAUCACCUUCUGGGUCCACAAUACGCGACAUCGACCCUAAACUACCUACGGCCAGACGCAACUUGGAUGGUUAUGCUUUGUCUGAUGGCGACUGGCCAGCAGAUGACGGCCACAGCUUAUCUCAGGCCUUUUCGCCCAAGAGUGACUCAGAACUGGUGGUGAGACCCUCAGAGUCUUUGCUCAGAGCUGAAUCCCACAUGCAGUGGACCUGGGGGGAGUUUCCAGAAACCACCAGAGUCACCAAAAAGGACAAAGCCGAACUAAUGAAGACAGUGACCAUCACCCCUUCAGAGAGCACCCACUUCCGUGUCAUCCUCAGCACGGAGGCCAUGGAGAAUGAGGGUGAGCUUGGUGGAAAAGAAGAUGCAGCCCCCUCUGUAUGCAGCAUCGUCAAGCCAGAGCCUCGCUGCCCCACCACCACUACCACGUGUGAAGGUCUUGUCACUCUCACAGAGCCUGUGGAUGUCCUGCCAUACAGUGUGGUCACCUCCACCCCCUCCAGCCAGCAGAGUGACUCACCCUCUAAAAAGAAAGGUGUCCCUAAGCGAAGCCAUCAUCAGGGCCCUGAGGACAUCUACCUAGAUGACCUGAAUGCACUUGAGCCCGACGUAGCUGCAAGAUACUUUCCCAAGAGUGAGGCAGAGGCAGCCAGUAAGCACUGGAUGGACACAGAGAUCCGGUCCGGUUCCCAGUCGCCACAGUCAGUUGGCAGUGCCGCGGCAGACAGUGGCACAGAGUGUCUAUCUGACUCCGCCAGUGACCUCCCUGACGUCACCCUGUCGCUGUGUGGAGGCCUCACUGAGAACGCGGAAAUAUCCAAAGAAAAGUUUAUGGAGCAUAUCAUUACCUACCAUGAAUUUGCUGAAAAUCCAGCAAUUAUAGAUAACCCCAACCUUGUUGUAAAGAUAGGAAAUAGAUAUUAUAACUGGACUCUAGCUGCUCCCUUGAUUCUGAGUCUACAAGCGUUUCAGAAGAAUUUACCAAAGGCUACAGAAGAGGCCUGGGUGAAGGAGAAAAUGCCAAAGAAGUCGGGCCGCUGGUGGUUCUGGCGAAAAAGGGCAGACAGUGCAAUCAAGCAGUCUGAGAUUAAGCUUGAAACCAAGGAAGAGUCUCACUUAGGGGAGGAAGGAUCCUCCAUUGCACAGGAGAAUCUCAUCCCACUGACUAAGACCACCGACUCAUCCAGCGAUGAGGAGGGCAAAGAGGUCAGUGCUGCGUCGUGCCAGGAGAGACUCCAGCUGAGUGACGGCCAGCAGCAUGCCAGGUCACACACUUACAGGAAGUCUCUACGCCUCUCCUCUGAUCAGAUAGCUAGUCUGAAACUGAAGGAGGGUCCCAACGACGUGACAUUCAGCAUCACCACCCAGUACCAGGGCACAUGCCGUUGCGAGGGCACCAUCUACUUGUGGAACUGGGACGACAAAGUCAUUAUCUCUGACAUUGACGGAACUAUCACCAAGUCAGAUGUGUUUGGACAGAUUUUGCCGCAGUUAGGGAAGGACUGGACCCACCAGGGAAUUGCCAAACUCUACCACUCGGUAGCUGAGAACGGCUACAAGUUCCUGUACUGCUCGGCCCGCGCCAUCGGCAUGGCGGACAUGACCAGGGGCUACCUGCAGUGGGUCAACGAUGGCGGCACCAUCCUCCCCCGUGGGCCUCUCAUGUUGUCCCCCAGCAGCCUCUUCUCGGCCUUCCACAGGGAGGUAAUCGAGAAAAAGCCGGAGAUCUUCAAGAUCGAAUGCCUCACCGACAUCAAGAACCUGUUCCAGCACAGCAAGCAGCCCUUCUAUGCCGCGUUCGGGAAUAGAGCUAACGAUGUGUUUGCUUACAAGGAAGUUGGAGUUCCCGUCUGCAGGAUCUUCACCGUCAACCCAAAGGGAGAGCUGAUUCAGGAACAGACGAAGGGCAACAAGUCCUCAUACGGCAGGCUGAGUGAGCUAGUGGAGCACGUGUUUCCGCUCCUGAGCAAAGAGCAGAACGAGGCCUUCGUCAUGCCCGAGUACAGCUCCUUUUGCUUCUGGAGGCAGCCCAUACCCGCUGUUAACCCCGACGACCUCCUCUGAACCCUGAGGCGCUCAGUUACACACUGAGGAAGUACUGGCAGACUGGCAUCACUUUGACACGUUGUGACUCACCACCUCAGCACGACCACAACAAUGCACUUAAGUAUGGAGGAUCAGAUAUUUGAUGGGAGUUAACUAUAAAAGCAAAAGAGAGAGCGGCACUAGUGGUUUGCUGUGCAUGCGACAAGGAAUCGUUUGCCAAAUAACACACUGUGCGGGAGGGAAAGGUGCGUUCGUGUUUUUUUCCCCAGGCCUUGAAGCACUUCUGGACUCUGGACUUGCGGCCAUCAAGUGAGCGUGUUCUUAAAGGCUGCUGUGGUCACUUUGUACCGAAUGAGUCACGCUAGCUAUUCAAGUCAUGCCACUCUCUCCAACUACAAGGCUCACUUAAAAGUUCUAUUUUUUGGGACACACAUUACUAUUAAAAGGAAAUGGACAAAAAAUAAAUAAGAUAACAUACGUAACAUUCAUAUUCAUGAUGGUGUAAUACCUCCACUCACCGCUGAAUCAGUGUGUGAGUCAUUUAAUGGCGCGCUCGUUAUUUAUAAUGAUACUUGAUAUGUUUAAGUUAUUAUUGAUCGUCAUGAUGCCUUUUGCUUUGCCUGAAGAAUUUAGUUGUGUAAGUCGCUGGACAACAUGCACUACAUGUUGGCAAGAAGCAGUCUGUUUGUUGUUUUGAAGUAGUGUCACAUUCAGUAGUGCAACUUAAGGUACAGUCCUCAUCAGAGCUCUGCAGCUUUACUCUUUAAAUGUGUGUAUAUCAUAAAUUUAUAUACAUAUUCACACUACCAGUCAAAAGACACACACACUCUUUUUUUGAAGCAUUUUGUCUGCAGGGGUCGUCCCAGACCAAAAAAAAUAUGGAGGAAGUGUUUGGGUCCAUGCGCUGGUGUUGCGGCAUUCUCCCAUUUAGUGCCGCUACUGAGGUGUAAUAUCCAAAUGCACUUUGUAGGGCAGGGAACGAGUUUGUCACGAGCACUUCAGUGCUGUUUUUGGUGGACAGAAAAGACACGAGGAUGCAGUUAGUGCAGUGUGAAGAAGAGAUCACACAGAGAUCCUAGAGCUAUAACAGAAGAUCUAGCAUUUAUACGCCUGCGCCUUUCAUGGUACACAUGGCCCAGUCAGGUAAUUACAUGCACAAAGACUUCAGAGGCAGCAUCUCUUAUAAAGAAUCAAAUAUUUGACGGAUAGUGACAUUUGCUUUCAACACAACAGCAAAGGGAAGAGCAGAAAGCCGGGACAGGGAUGUUUGACAUGUUGGUUUUCUGUGUGAACAGUAUUGAUACAGAAUGUGGGGGUUAAAGUUGACCCUGCAAUUUCCUGUCUUCGGAUGUUGUAUCAGAGCCGUUGACUGGCUCAGGUAGUAUCUCAGCCAUAACAGGCCGCCUGUGUGAAAGGGAAUUGCGGAAAGUCGAGUCCCAAUGAAAUUUGACACCUCGUCACACCCACUGUCCCAGCUUUCUCGGCUUUUCAUGUUCAUCUUUCACUGGUGGUACUCAUGUGUGAACAGCACCAACAUUAACUGGGCAGGACAAAAUUGACCUGGUGAUUUCCUUGCAAAGGCAGUUGGCAUCGGAUGUAGCGUCAGAGCCAUAACAAGCCGUCUGUGUGAAAGGGGAUAGUGGAAAGUCAGACUGAUCGGAGUCGUGUGUGAAAGCACACAGUUACAGAAAUUUGUCACUUUGCAGGGUUCUGAGUGUAAGACACAAGCAGAUAAAUACUGUUUGUUGUUGUGGCAUUUUGAUGGCGUCUGUGUGAAAGACUCAUCUCAUACAACCUCCAGAGUUGGAAAACUGCCAGGUCAGUCCUCAGUCCUCAGUCCUUGUCAGUGCUGUUGACAAUACCACAUCACAGGAAAAAAGCUCUAGGCUAAGCUAGUGUGCGUCUGGUGUGUGUUAGCAUGUUAGAGGUGGGAUACUCUUUGUGCUGGCGGAAAUGUGUUGACUAAAGCACCUUGAAGUAACUUGCUAAGCUGUGCAGUGAAUGAGUACAACAUUUAUGUUUUUGGAUAUUGUACAUGGAAUUUUUCAUAUGGUGUGAGUGUGAGGGAACCUUAGUUUAUCUUGUCCAAACAGGAAGUGUGCAUAGGAAGUGCUUUGUGUUAUGGGCAAACGUGUAACACUCUAUGAGGACUGAGCAGAGCAGGACUUGAAGCACAAUUAAUGCUGACGACUGAAGCGUCAGUGUUAGCCUGGAAGUUUUUCUGUAAUGGUUGAUUGUUGCGCGUUAUGUAAACCUCAUUAGUGAAAAGAAAUCCAUUCUUUCUAUGAAAGUAAAGCAUCUUGUGUGAACAGCGCACACGUCGUCCUCGCCCGUCCUGGGACAAGUCUGUUUUUUUUAUUAUAGCCUAUAUUAUGUUUGCGCUUCCUCUCAAUACAUACAACAACAACAACAAAAAAGAAAAGAAGUUAAUAUAGGACGGAUUGGUCACUUUCUUCAGUGUAGCUUUUUUUGUUUUGUUGGAUCAUUUCCUGUAAAGUGAAUGAUUGCUUUGGACGUGAUGCUUGCUUACGUAGCAUGUCAGGAAAGUGUCCGCCGUGUACAUCUGUAUUGAGUUAUUGACAUUUAUGGAAUCUUUAAAAUAAUAUCAAAGUGUAAAAAAAAAAAGGCCUAAUGAUGCAAAGAGAUUGUGUUUCUCUUCUGGUCUGGUUUGUAUUGAAUAAAGUUUCUAACUGAA